AACCCUAGCCUCUCAUCUCCAAAUCUCGAAACCCUAGCUACAAUGGCAGAAUCAACACUGAGCUUGAAGCUCUUGAUCAACAGCCAAAGCAAGAGAGUCCUCUUCGCCGAGGCCGGAAAAGACUUCGUCGAUUUCCUCUUCUACAUUCUCUCUCUACCUGUCGGCACGGUCAUCAAUCUCCUCAAGAAGCAGGAAAACAUCGGCUCGUUAGCAAACCUGUACGAGAGCAUCGAAAACCUAAACGAGACGUACAUACAGCCAAACAAGACAAAGGAGGCUAUUCUGAAACCUGUUGCUACGGUCCCCGGUUCCAAUAUCCCUCUGCUUGCGCUAAACGACUCAUCCUCCAAGAGAAAAUUCUACAGGUGCAGCAAUUGUUUCGGCUAUGUUUCGGACGACGCAAACGCAUCUUGUCCGAGUUGCAGUCGGAAAAUGACGACAGCUUUGUCCUACGUGGCACCUCCACAGAGGGCUUCUGGUGAAGUUGGAUUUGUGAAGGGGGUUGUUACUUACAUGGUGAUGGAUGAUUUGGCGGUUAUACCGUUAUCUACUAUCUCGAGCAUUACUUUGCUGCAUAAGUUUCAUGUUAAGGAAUUGAGUUCUUUGGAGGAAAAAGUCGUAAACUUUGGCAUGGAUGAGGCUGUGAAGUUGUUGAAUGCUUCUAUGCAGACGAAGAAGGUUCUCACUGAAGUGUUUCUUAACUGUGCAACUCCAAGGGAACAUAUGUAGAGAUCAUG
Molecule: messenger RNA, 737 nt
Organism: Erythranthe guttata (spotted monkey flower)
Lineage: Eukaryota; Viridiplantae; Streptophyta; Magnoliopsida; Lamiales; Phrymaceae
Source: RefSeq, a predicted model, not a curated record